Acanthocheilonema viteae is the source of this 2121-nucleotide messenger RNA. The record is from the annotation of a GenBank genome assembly. Lineage: Eukaryota; Metazoa; Nematoda; Chromadorea; Rhabditida; Onchocercidae.
AUGGAGAAUGGUGAGGCGUUACGUCUUGAUCAUAAUCUGUCUCCUUUGCUCAGCAACAAUUCUGAAGCAAAUUAUGCAUACGUAUUAUUUAAAAUAUUUAUGGGUCUGUUCGAAGUUCAUAUGAUGAAUUCGUUCGAAACCCUUAUGGAAACUGUAUUGAACUUGUUUGGAAUCCUUAAGCAAACUAUGUUGUUUUAUUACGUUGCUGUUCAUUUACCGAACAGUCCUAUGAGUAAAGAGGAUUAUGAUCCAACAAUAGAUGAAAGUUAUGCACAAACGCGCAGCGAUCGCAUUCGCGCUGCAAUGUUCCCCGAUUUGUAUCCUGUUAAAACAAGUGAUAUGGCAUCAUUACCAUAUCGUUCAACAAUUGUUGCGAAAUUAGCUGAGCCAAGCCAACUGCUAACAACCGCUGUUGUAGAAUUGCUCAGUCUUCAAGAUGAAACAGAAUUAACGACAAAAGCAAUUCCUGAACUUGUAAAAUUACUUGCGGAUAAAGAUGAGGACUUCACAGCUUGUUUGUUCAACCUUCGAAGAGUUAGCUGUCCACCAUGCGGUCAGGCCUUUUCGCGGAAAAGCGCAGCUUUUGCUGCAUUAAAUCGACUUCCUAAUCUUACUUCUGAUACAGUGAUUAUGCGAGCUGUUCAUAUGGUGCAUAUGUUAUCGCGUGAAAGCAAAGCCGUGAAUGCAAUAGCUUCAAAUCCAACUCUUAUAAAUGCUUUAUGCGGUGUUACUCGAUUGGAAAAUGAUGCUAUACGAAGAGAUGCACUCGGUGCUCUUUCACAUAUUUCGGAGCAUGCAGAAGGACGUAUGCUAAUAUUCCGUUCUGGCGGUAUUCCGGAGUUGGUUCGAAUGCUUGGAACCCCAUUAGAUGCUGUUCGUCAUUAUGCCAUCACCACGCUUCAUAACUUGCUUCUUUUCAUGGAUUAUGCAAAAGAAGAAGCAAGGGCAUGUGGGGGUUUGGAAGCAAUGACGCCGCUCCUCCGGGAAAAUAAUUCACGUUUCUUAGCACUUCUGACAGAUUCACUCUACCUUUUAUUACUGGAUAACCCACAAAGCAAGCUCUCAUUCCUUUCCUUAAGUGGUCCAUCAUCAUUAAUCGAUCUUUUGGACACACAUCGUCAUUAUCCAAAGCUUGUUUAUACUGCGGUGCGCUGCAUUCGGGCACUUUCAGUAUGUCCACAAAACAAAACCGCUCUCAUUUCUCUCGGGGUACUCAAUAUUUUGGGUGAUUUCAUCGAUAACGUCGAUGACAGAACCCAGUUUGCUAUUCUAUGUGCUAUUCGCAAUUUGUCAGAUGCGGCAACGAAUGAAAGUAGCUUAGGACCUCUGAUUAUCAGUUUAAUUCAUGUUGUUGCAACAGGUGAAGAAUCAACAAGUGCAUGUGCUGCUGGCAUUCUAUCAAAUUUGACAUGUAACAAUAUCCGUAACAAGCAAACCUUAUGUUUCAAUAGGGGAAUGGAUGCAUUAUGUAGUGCGCUUGAACGGUUUUCGACAGUUGAGGAAGUCACAGAGCCAACGCUUUGCGCAUUGAGGCACUGUACUGCUCGACAUCCAUUGGCUUCACAGGCACAAAGUGAUAUCCGCUUAUCACAAACUUUGCCUGUCAUUUUAGAGUUAAUUUCAUCGAUGCGAGCACCAGUUGUCAAGGCAGCCCUCGGACUUGUUCGAAAUCUUGCACUCCUUCCUGCUAACUUACAUCCCCUGACCCAUGAAAAAACAUCAAAAGGAGAAUCGGUGGUUACGCUAGCGGUGGAUGUUUUGGGGCGAGCUGGAACUCAGCUCCGUCAAGAUCCAGAUGCAUUAGCGGAUGGUGUGGCAAUGCGUGAAUUGGUUGAAGGUGCUGUAUCAGCGUUGCAUCAGCUCGGAAAUGAUCCUCAGUCAGCCGAUCUCAUGCUUCGCGAUCAUCCAUUCGUUGAUAUGCUCAUAAAACUGCUUUCAUGGGAAGAAAUAUAUGCAAACGAUGAUGAGUUGCUACAGCGUGAACUUUUGGGACUUCUCUAUCAACUCUCAAAGACUCCAGAAGGAGCACGGCAACUAGAUAUGUAUGGACCAACUCCUAUACUCGCAGAUGCAUUACAUUCCAAGCAUAGGGCAAUUUGUAGGUUUCUUUCGGAAUUAUAA